AUGUAUCUUCCAGUCGUUAUCCUUGGUCUCCUCGGAGCCAGUACGCUCGCUAGCCCAAUCAUCGCAGAGACAGUAGAACUCACAGAUUCGCCUGCAGUCCUGCUUGGUAGAGAGCCACAUCACCCUCCCAAGUGGCCGCACAAUCCUCCUAAAUGUAAGACCAAGACUGUUUAUGGCCCUUACACCCUGAAGGCUCCUGUCUUCGGCUUCGGGCAAUCUGAGGAGUACUAUGCCGAGAAAAUCGAAGAUUUGUUGGUAGUCACUGGUCAUGGAAAGGAUGGCGAGCCUCUCGACAGUGAAAACAAGAACGGCAAAGGUCAUGACUACGUCGUUACCAAAUGCAUCACCUACAGCUGGACGACAUCGACAUGGUACCAUACCAUUCCCGGCCAUCACCACCCAACGAGCUGUGCUACAACGACCACUGUGCAUCGUGGUCACCAUGGCUUCCCAACAGGAAUUCCUAUUCUCCCUAAGCCAAUCCCACAUUUGGGUUGGCCAGGCAUUCCAAUCCCUACUAAGAAGAAGGGAUGGUAA
Molecule: messenger RNA, 537 nt
Organism: Cadophora gregata
Lineage: Eukaryota; Fungi; Ascomycota; Leotiomycetes; Helotiales; Ploettnerulaceae
Exons: 3
Coding region: 1-537 (178 amino acids)
Source: RefSeq, a predicted model, not a curated record